GUGACUUAACAGGAACAGCGUGUUUGCUGCAUAACUUUGGCUGACAUUGGAGUUGCCCCAGGCAGUAACAGUCCGCCUCCUUUUUCAGUUUUCAUAUAACCAAUCCAGUGUUUURUUUUGUUUUUAAUGGGCUCCACCUUUUUGCACCGGAAGUGGAGGAGUCACACAGCUGGACGAGUUGCACAACUUUUGUGUGUGUGUGUGUUGCAGCCCGGCUUUUGUUUUAUAACACCUCUUUUGUUUAUCUGACUCGACCCCGAGAAUGAACAUGUUUAGAAGAGAUAAAGGCUCUGCAGCCCCAGUGGUCCCACCCAGACCCACUCAGGAGGAGCUGCGUAAUGAUCCCAUCCCUCACAGCCUAAACAGACAGGAUCCAGGAGCGACCUUUGCCCAGACAUCGGGGUUGAUGGGAGUUGUGCAGAAGGUCAACCCCUUCAAGUCUGCUGCAAAAGUGUCUGUGGUCACCAAAGCUCCGUCCUCUGAAUCACUCGAACAGCCAACAGACUCCACAACCCAGGGAUGCUGAGUGGAGUCAUGCAGAAAGCAAACCCGUUCAGGUCUUCGUCUCAGGCGUCCAAAACACCGUCCUCAGAGUCACUGGAGGGGAGGAGUUCAGACUCCACUCAGAAUCCUGGCGUGUUUAAAGAAGUCAUUCAGAAAGUGAACCCCUUCAAGUCUUCAGCACAGUUACCAAAGAAUCCUCAAGAUGAUUCUGCAAACCUGCAGGAGUCUGACGGAGCGCUGGAGGACAAACAGAGUCCAGGGAUGAUGAGAGGUGUGAUUCAGAAAGUCAACCCCUUCAAAUCCUCCCAGCCAAAGCAGACUGAACCUCCACACACUGACCUCUCCUCCAGCAACAAUGUCCCAGAGAAGCAGAACCCUGAGAUGUUCAAAGAGAUGAUGCAGAAAGUUAACCCCUUCAGGUCCAACACGCAGGUGGCAGCGGGUGUUUGUGAGACGGACUCUGUGCAUCCUGCUCUCAGCAUCCAGGAGACUGUUCAAGUUCAGACACUCCAAUUAGCUGAAGUACCGGUACCUGGUGACAAGACAUUACUGGGCCCUCUGCAUGAUGAUGAGGGUCUUUGGGCAUGGUGGAAAACCGUUGAAGGAUGGGAUGAGUGGAAUGAGGCAAAAAAAGAUGAAGAAGCUGAAGAAGUGGUUGAAGAAGCUGCCGACCGAGUCUUCAUGGCAGCGCGUCUUUUCGUUCGCUUUUUCAACCAGCGCGGCGCUUCGCUCCAGCAGCGCAUCCUGGUGCUCCUCGCCUUGGCCGACUCGGCCGACAACUUCCACAAGAAAACGGUCACGGCCAGCAUGGGCGGCGGCAUGGCAAGCGUCGCGGGGUCUGUCACCACCAUCACCGGUCUCAUUCUGGCCCCCUUCACAGCGGGAACGUCGCUCAUCGUCACAGCGGUGGGCAUCGGCAUCGCUACGGCCGGUGGCGUGACGUCCGCAUCGGCUAACAUCACUGACACGGUCCACUCAAAGACGGACCGCAAGAAAGUAGAGAAGAUGAUCCAUGAUUACCAGGCAGAGAUCAAGGAUAUCAGAGAGUGCCUGGAGUUCUUACAGGAAGGAAUGGAGACACUCGAGGACUGGAACUUCGAGAAGUAUGCCGAAAGCAUCUCAAAAAAGCACCUCAACCAAAACGUCAAACACGUGAUGAAGGAGGGCGGGCGAGCAGGCAAGGCUUUAGUGAUCAAUACGGAGACUCUGAUCAACACGGUCCAGGUCCUYGGCGUCGCCGGCGGUGCUGCUAAAGCCGCGCAGGUGAUGAGUGUCACCACCGGAGUGAUGUCAGGCCUCUUCCUGGCCCUGGAUGUGUUCUUCCUGGCAAAGGAUUCWAUGGAGCUGAAGAAGGGAGCCAAGACUGAGUUCGCGGCUAAGAUCCGUGAAGUUUGUAAGGACCUGCAGGACGGACUGCUGGAGCUGAACAGGAUCAAGGAAGAGCUGCAGAAAACGAUGGAYGGGAUAGAAGUGGAGGUUAAAGAGGACGAGGAGAUGUUGAAGGCUGAUUUGAUGAAGCCUGCUGAGCUUGAAGAGUGAAAAAUGGUCAAAUGACUAAAUCAAACACUGAUUUAAAACUGUASUUUGAAUAGUUUUAAAGUGCCUUAGAAGUGAUUUGUACACAAACAAAAAGAUAAAAACAUCUAAUAAUUAAGAAAUUUGGCAUAAUACACACAAUGUAGGCCCUGUGCUGGACUUGUGUCCUGUCCAGGCUGUGCCCCACCCCUCGCACUGUGACUGCUGGAUAUGGGCACCAGUGACCCUGAAAGGAAGAAGCGUGUAUAGAAAAUGGA
Molecule: messenger RNA, 2297 nt
Organism: Austrofundulus limnaeus
Lineage: Eukaryota; Metazoa; Chordata; Actinopteri; Cyprinodontiformes; Rivulidae
Gene: apold1b
Product: apolipoprotein L domain containing 1b
Biological process (GO): lipoprotein metabolic process; lipid transport
Cellular component (GO): membrane; extracellular region
Molecular function (GO): lipid binding
Source: RefSeq, a predicted model, not a curated record